AAUAGCCCUUUAAGUAAUCUUUGCAUCUAUUAACAAUGACAGAAAUGCCACCUGGUUUUGUUGCAGUACAUUUGGCCAAGACAACUAUGCCUAGUAGCAUUAAUCCUUCAACAAUUUCUAAUCAGCAAAGUGAGAAAUGCAUGGUGAAACGUAGAAGAGGUCGCCCUCGAAAACAAGUUGGUCUUCACGAUAGUGUGGCAUCAUUAAACCCAUCAAUUCUUCAGUCUGAAGCAUCAACCAAAGCUAAAGGAUGUCGAAUAAGUGCUAUAGUGACAAGUCAGUUAGGCGGAACCAAUACUUCACCAGCUAUGCAGCCAAAGUCAGGAUUACUAAAAGAAGUGAAGACAGAAAUUGCAGAUAUUGUACCUGAUGUUAUUCAAGGAGGUAUCGGUGAAGUUCUUCCUCCUCCUUGUACUACUUUUGUUCUAGGGGCAGAUCUAAGUAUUCAGCCAACAUGCUUCGUUGAUGUCAAUUUCCUUCAACGAGUGGCGGUUGCUUUUGAAGAAGUGAAAGCAAAUCAAGAAGAAAGCACAAAAACGGUGAAACAAUCAAUUACCAUGAAUCCGAGUCUUGAGCCAACUUUUCUGGCCAUUUGCGAUAAACACGGAGACAUUACAAAGGAUUGUCCAAUGGAGUCGGGUGAAAUGCUUACUUCUGUUCUCGAAGUUAUAUGUAAGGUUGUCCAAGAACUCCAAAAGAAACAUUUGACUGAAGUUGAUCGUAAUGUCCUGGACUCCUAUUACUUGGUAGUCAAGGAUGCUGAGAAAAUGAAGGUAAAUGUUAACUGGUUAAGAACUCGGCUUGAUGAGAUUAGAGAUGCGAUAAAUUGUAUUGUUGAGACAAAAAAGCUCAAUGAUGAGAAGAAUAGGUUUGCGGAACGGAUUGAAAAUGAGAAGAAGGAUCUGGAAUCAAUGAAAGCUUAAUUGGAGAAACUCAAUUCUGAAAUUAGAAGAAGGGAAGGUCAGCUCGACUUGGAAAUGCAGCUGACUGAAGAUAUAAGCAGUUGGAUUAAUAAUCGGGCACUCAAAAUUCAGCAGUUUCAAAAUAUGCCAUUGAUGGAGGCGUUUCAAUAGUUCUACUGUGUCAAAAUCUUUUGUCUACCCUUAGUCUAUUCUGAUGUUUUAGGAUAGAUAUUCCUCUAGCUUAUUGUUACUUACCCAAAGUGUCAUUUGAUCUAACUCUCACAUCUCAUUAGUUGGUGGGAGCUCUUCUGUAAUACAGUAAAAUAUUCAAGGCUGGAAUAGAAGUAUUUUUGCUGUACAUGCUAGCAAAUUGGAAAUUCGCCCCUUUUUUUCUUCUCUAUACGAACUGCAUUGAUGACUGUUAUGCUGUAUAUGCAUG
Lycium ferocissimum is the source of this 1341-nucleotide messenger RNA. RefSeq lists its product as uncharacterized. The transcript has 2 exons. The record is from RefSeq and is a predicted model, not a curated record. The coding region runs from base 36 to 923 and encodes 295 amino acids. Lineage: Eukaryota; Viridiplantae; Streptophyta; Magnoliopsida; Solanales; Solanaceae.